Vicia villosa (hairy vetch) is the source of this 1959-nucleotide messenger RNA. RefSeq names its product extensin. Lineage: Eukaryota; Viridiplantae; Streptophyta; Magnoliopsida; Fabales; Fabaceae. The coding region runs from base 477 to 1676 and encodes 399 amino acids. The record is from RefSeq and is a predicted model, not a curated record. The transcript has 3 exons.
AGAGCUUAAAAAACCAGACUUUUCCAAAGGGCGAAGUAAGCAUAUAUACCAUCAUGAAAUUAGUUCAUGGAAACACAAAAAGGAUAAUUGUUUAGACGGUGCACUAAUUUCCAUAAAAUACACAUUUAUGAGACUCUUUUUCUGUACUUUUAUCAUUCCUUCAUGCAUACAAUACAUCUUCAACCAAGUAUAGCAGUGCAUCAAAGUUGUCACCCAAAGAAUCAAUCUUUAUCCCUAACAGAACCCCUUGUCUACUCUUCCCCAAAGUAUCAAUCUUUAUCUCAAACAGAACCACUUGUCUACUCUUCUUCCUUUACUCUUGGCAAUUCUAGGGGUUGCCAAGUUGCUUGUAUAUAAAAACCUCCCAUUGUUCCACCUUUAGGUUUUUCAGGACAGAGAAAUUGUUGUGCAAUAGUGAGUGAGCCAAAGGUUCAUUCCAAAUCCUUGUGUAUCUGGUGGCAUUGCAGUAACAGAAAAUGCAAACAAGCAGAGGAAGAAUGAAUGCUGGAAUACUUCUUUUCUACCUGACUUUAGCUACUAUUCCUCUCACUCAUUGUGAUGCAGAUAGAUCAAUCAGAAUAUGGAAAGCCCCUAAACACAGAAGAACUGUAAUCAACAAGAACUCGAAGAAGUUGAAAAUAAUCAAACAUUUUGAUUUUAAUCCAUCUAUAUAUUCAUCAAAUGCACAACCCUAUAGUAUCAACUCUCCAUUAUCUUUGCCUCCUUAUGAAUCACUAGGUCCAGAAAACAGCACUCCAUAUUGUGUAUAUCCUCCACCAAAUACUCCUACCACGAUUCCGACCCCCACCGGUUCUCAACCUACCCUACCAUCACCUCCUUACUCUUACACCUCACCUUAUCUUCCAGCCCAAAGCCCACCUCCAGCUCCAACAACCACAACACCAAGCCCACCAGAAAAUCUUCCAACACCAACACCUGAAGUUGUUCCAAGCCCACCAGAAAAUUUUCCAACACCAACAACACCUGAAAUUGUUCCAAGCCCACCAGAAAGUUUUCCAACACCAACACCUGAAAUUGUUCCAAGCCCACCCAGUAACAUACCAGGCUCACCAGAGCCUGUAUUGAAUCCUCCCGUCAUUUUUCCAGGCCCGCCCGAGUCAUCGACGACUCCACCUUAUUUCGAGCCCGCCCCACCAUACUACGAGCCCACACCAACACCAUUUAUUCCUUCCCCUACUGGGGGCAGUGGCACUAUCCCAAGCCCAUCAAGUACAUUUCCAUCUCCAAGUGGAGGCAGUGGAGGCACUAUCCCAAGCCCAUCAGGUACAUUUCCGUCUCCAAGUGGAGGCAGUGGAGGCACUAUCCCAAGCCCAACAGUAUUUCAGCCACCUGUAGUCUACCCACCACCCAGCAUCCCGCCGCGAGCCAAAGCCGCCCCACAGGCCGCAUUGUGGUGUGUGGCCAAGGCUUCAGUCCCAGACCCAAUCAUCGAAGAGGCCAUGAAUUAUGCUUGUUGGUCAGGAGCGGAUUGCACGUCGAUUCAGCCCAACGGGCCUUGCUAUCAGCCGGACAGUGUAUUUGCACAUGCUUCAUAUGCCUUCAAUAGUUACUGGCAAAGGACUAAAGCUUCUGGUGGAACUUGUGAGUUUGGAGGGACAGCAGUAUUGGUUUCAGUUGACCCUAGCUUUGAUGGAUGCCACUUCAUCUACAACUGAUCAAAGUAAUGUUUUUUUUUCCUUCUUUUCUUUAGAACAAAGUCACAUAUAGAACCAACCAAUGUUUGAAGAGUGAAGACAAUCUUUCUUGUGGAAAUAUGUUAUCUGAGGGACACAAGCAGAUUUUGUAUGUUAUAGGUAGAGUAGAAUAAUCACAAAUGUUGAUUUAACCUUUUGUUCUUCUCUAGCUAAUACUUCAAAUAUGUAAAAAAAAAUUGUGAUGAUAAAGAGAUGGAUUGCUAUAUAAUUCCUUACAUUGUGUUUCAUACUUAUGUAUUGUUUA